AUGGCGUUCCCCGUAGCCCUGCCCGACUGGAGCAACCUGGCAGUGCUGCAUACCAAUGCCCUGCCAGCUCGAGCUCACUUUUACUCGUACGCAUCCGAGACUGCAGCCCUCACCCACGAUCGGCACCAGUCCGAGUAUCACAGCCUGAAUGGCACGUGGAAAUUCCACUACGCCGCAAGCCCAUUUGAGGCACCACCCUUUGAGCCGGAAAACACGGCAUCGUGGGCCGACAUCGAGGUGCCGGGCAUGUGGCAGCUCCAGGGGUACGGGCAUCCGCACUACACCAACAUCAAAUUCCCGUUCCCCGUCACGCCUCCCAACGUCUCGUACAUCAACCCGACCGGGUCCUACUUUCGCGAGUUUGAGGUGCCGGACGGGUGGGACGGCCAGCAGAUCCGCCUGCGCUUCGAGGGCGUCGACAGCGCGUUCCACGUGCAGGUGAAUGGCCGACCGGUCGGGUACAGCAGCCUGGGCAGCCGCAACCCGAGCGAGUUCGACAUCACGCCCUACCUCGGCGGCGGCAAGACGAACAACGUGUCUGCCAGGGUUUAUCAGUGGUCGCACGGCACGUAUAUCGAGGACCAGGACCAGUGGUGGCUGUCGGGCAUCUUCCGGGACGUGUACCUGAUGCCGUUUGCAAAGUCGUCGAUUGUGGAUUUUCAGGUGCAUCCAGAGCUCGACGCAGCCCUCACGACCGGCACUCUCCGCACCGCGGUCGAGAUACAGGGCGACGAAGGACUUCUAAACAUCAAGCUUCUGGGUCCGGGCGGCAACAAUACAAUCGGCGAAUGGGACGGCCCCUCGUCGCAAAUCAGCGACGCCAUCUUCACCGUAACCGGCGACGACCUGCACAUCUGGUCCGCCGAGACGCCGAGCCUCUACACGGCCCUGAUGACCUUCAACGGGCGCACCAUAAGCCAGCGCCUCGGCUUCCGGCGCAUGGAGCGCAGCGCCGACGGCUCGACCUUUCUGGUGAACGGCAAGGCGAUCAAGAUUUACGGCGUGAACCGGCACGAACACCACCACCUGUCGGGCCGGACGGUGCCGUACGCGGCGCUCCGCCACGACCUGCUCGCCAUGAAGCGGCACAACAUCAACGCGAUCCGGACGUCGCACCAGCCCCCGCACCCAGACUUUUUCGACCUGGCCGACGAGCUGGGGUUUUAUGUCAUUGCCGAGGCGGACCUCGAGUGCCACGGCUUUGGCGACAAGGGCAGCAGCGUGCCGCCCGAGUCGUACACCACCGACAACCCCGAGUGGCGAGAUGCCUACGUGAACCGGGCCGAGCAGCUGGUGCGCCGCGUGAGGAACCACGUGUCGGUUAUUUUUUGGAGCCUGGGGAACGAGUGCUUCAUGGGUCAAAACAUGUUCGCCAUGGCCGAGUGGAUCAGGGCCGCGGACCCGACGAGGCUCAUUCACUACGAGCAGGACUAUGGGGGUGUGCUGGCUGACGUCCACAGCAGGAUGUACUCGAGUCCGCAGUGGAUUCGCGAGUGGGUGGUCAACAAGACGGACAAGCCACUGAUUUUGUGCGAGUACGCGCACGCAAUGGGCAACGGCCCCGGCUCUCUGGUCGACUACAUUGCCGCCUUCCGAUCCAACGUCCGCGCCCAAGGCGGUCUGAUCUGGGAGUGGUCCAACCACGGACUGCUCAAGAAGGAGGGCGACCUCGAGUACUAUGCCUACGGCGGAGACUUUGGCGACUUUCCCAACGACGCAGACUUUAUCAUGGACGGCCUGAUGCUGUCGGACCACUCCCCCAUGCCGUCUAUCUUCGAGUACAAGAAGGUGAUCCAACCGAUCGUUGCAGCUUGGGCCGGCGAGGGCUCCGCCUCGGGCCAGGUCGUCAUAACCAACCACUAUGGGUUCGUUGACUCCAGCCAUCUUGAGGCGAGCUGGCAUGUUGUUCAAGACGGAAAAAAGACGGAGCCUGCGGUACUUGAUGUGCCCGCCGUGGCAGCUGGGGAUAGCGUGACAGUUGCCACGCCGCUUGAUGACAGCCAGCUCGAAGCCGGCGAAGCCUUCCUCGUCCUCGAGUUCCGCUUAGCCAAUGCCACGAACUGGGCAGACCAGGGCCACCUAGUCGCCUGGGAUCAACUACAUAUCCCCGCCCGGGCAGCGGCAGCCCACAAGACCCGAGGCAGCAGCUACAACCACAGCGCCUACAGACCCAGAGCGCAGGACAUUAUGAACCUGGGCCAGACCGACCCGACCUCCAACGGCACCCACCUCCAAGUGACGGCUGGAACAUCGACCUUUGGUUUCGACCUUUUACGCGGCAACGUGACAUGGACCGUCGACGGCGGUCCGUCGAUCCUGCAGCGCGGGCCGGAGCUCAGCUUCAUGCGCGCGUCGACGCAAAACGACGAGGCCGGCGGGGGCGACGCCCGCCAGUCCUGGGACCCGGCGCGCGUGCACGAGCUGCACCCGCAGGUGCGCGACGUGCGCUGGCGGCAGGGCGACGACGGCGUCACGACGGUGCACUACCGGAUCCGCGUCGCGCCCAAGGUGUUUGUGUGGGGCGUCGACGCCGACGUCGUCUACACGGUCGACCCGCAGCCGGACUCGGGGGUGCCGGCGCUGACGGUGCGGGCGGCGGGCUCGUUCCACAACGACACGGCCGUCGAGCUGCAGACGCUCCCGCGCAUCGGGCUGCUGGCGUGGCUCCCCGCGGCCCUGGACGAGGUGGCGUGGUUCGGGCGCGGGCCGCACGAGACGUACCGCGACAGCAAGCAGGCCGGCCGGUUCGGCAACUGGAACGCCACCGUCGACGAGCUGCGCACCACGUACGACUACCCGCAGGAGAACGGCAACCGCGAGGACGCGCGGUGGGUGUCGGUGCGCAGCAGAGAGGGGCGAGCGGCGCUGCGGGCGAGCAUGGUCGACAGCGACGGCGGCGGAAACAGCCACAACGACGCGCACGGCGAGACAUUUGCCUUUGCCGCCGCGAGGUACAUGCCCGAAGACCUGAACCGCGCCAAGCACCCGCACGAACUGAGGAAGCUGGACGUGACGGUGCUGAACCUGGACUACCGCGGGAACGGGUUGGGGUCGGCGACGGUCGGCCCGAGGCCGUUGGAGCAGUACAGAUGCAAGCCGGAGCCGUUUGACUUUACUUUCAGGUUGGAGGUGUUGAAAGGGUGA
Molecule: messenger RNA, 3144 nt
Organism: Pyricularia oryzae 70-15
Lineage: Eukaryota; Fungi; Ascomycota; Sordariomycetes; Magnaporthales; Pyriculariaceae
Exons: 3
Coding region: 1-3144 (1047 amino acids)
Biological process (GO): lactose catabolic process
Cellular component (GO): beta-galactosidase complex
Molecular function (GO): beta-galactosidase activity; carbohydrate binding
Source: RefSeq, a predicted model, not a curated record